This is a messenger RNA of Lolium rigidum, 851 nucleotides long. Its product is annotated as 30S ribosomal protein S9, chloroplastic-like. Gene Ontology annotation, biological process: translation. Gene Ontology annotation, molecular function: RNA binding; structural constituent of ribosome. Gene Ontology annotation, cellular component: ribosome; plastid small ribosomal subunit; mitochondrial small ribosomal subunit. The transcript has 2 exons. NCBI's taxonomy places the organism in Eukaryota, Viridiplantae, Streptophyta, Magnoliopsida, Poales, Poaceae. The record is from RefSeq and is a predicted model, not a curated record. Bases 29 to 709 code for a protein of 226 amino acids.
CGCCACAGAAGCAGGUCCGCCCGCAGCCAUGGCGCUCUCCGUCUCCUCCCUGGCCUCCGCCUUCUCCCACCUCGCCCUCCCCUCCACCUCCACCUCCGCGCCCCACCCGCCCCCGCUCCUCCGCCUCCUCCCCUCCCCGCGCCGCGCGGCCCGCCUCGUCCUCCUCGCCGCCUCCGCGGCCGACGCCCCCGAGCCGGUCGAGGCGCCUGCUGCCGACGAGGGGCCCGAGGAGGUGCUGGCGGUCGAGGCGGAGGAGGACGCGCUCGUCGGGCUCGCCCUGCGCAAGUACGUCAAGCAGCGCCUCCCGGGGGGCUUCGCCGCGCAGCGGAUCACCGCCACGGGCCGCCGCAAGACAGCGUCCGCCCGCGUCGUGCUCCAGGAGGGCUCCGGGAAGGUCUUCAUCAACUUCCGCGACGCCAAGGAAUAUUUGCAAGGAAACCCAAUGUGGAUGGAGUAUUGCAAGGUCCCCCUGGCGACUCUAGGGUUUGAGAACAACUAUGAUGUCUUUGUGAAAGUUCAGGGAGGCGGUCUGUCAGGCCAGGCCCAGGCAAUCUGCCUCGGCGUGGCUCGUGCGUUGCUGAAGAUCAGCCCUGCCAACAGAGUCCCGCUGAGGUCAGAAGGCUUGCUGACAAGAGACACCCGUAUUGUCGAAAGGAAGAAGGCGGGUCUCAGGAAGGCGCGCAAGCGCCCCCAGUUCUCCAAGCGUUAAGGAGGACAAUGCUUCGUUGUUGUUAGAGUCGUUUCAGUGCCAUCUUUCCCCACUUGAAAAAAGCCCUCCUGUGUCAUUGUUCUGUGCUGAACGCCACAGAUUUGUAAUAUUCGUUUUUCUGAAAGCAAUUUUCUUGAGGUUA